GCGGCGGCGGGCGGCGGCGGCCUACCUUGAGCGGGCAGGUUCAGUGGCUGUGGCCCGUGGCGCUGGCUGGUCCCGACGAGUAUCGCGGCCGGCGCACACGUCAGUUGAGUGGGCGCGUUAACUGCGUACACAAUAAGUGAAUCAACGAACAUGUCCGGCUCCAAGACGGCGUGGCGGUACGCGAGCUGUGUACUAUUUGUUGUCGCGACCGACGCUGCCCUGUCUGGGCUGUAUAUCGAUAAUGGUAUCGAUCAAACGGUAAUACACCAUUCGAUGACGCGUCAUGAGAGACAAGUGGUCGAGCACGAAAUACUGGAGCUUUUGGGCCUCGGCGACAGGCCGAGAAGAUCCCAAGCGCCGCCUCUGGAGCGCUCGGCCCCGAGUUUUCUGCUGGAUGUUUACAAGCAGCUUGCGGAGGAACAUGAACAGGCUCGCCCGACGCGCAGUUCUGAAAUGGCCCUCAGUGGGGAAGAGCAGCAUGCCAUCGAUGAGAGCGAUUUAAUUAUGACAUUCCAGAGUAAAAAGCAUCACCUGGGUGCGUUACGUCAUGGCCACGGAAGGCACGUCUGGUUCGACGUGACGAGCGCGCCGGGCGACUCGUCGUCCCUUCUCACUGCAGAGUUGCGGCUACAUCAGGCAACGACGCACUCAGACGAUCCCACCGCCUUAUAUACAGUCGUCGCAAACCGAGUUAUAAGCGUCGAUAAUUUGGGGGGGAUUCAAAUGGAGCAAGUUGCGGCAGUCAACACAAGCGCCGGUGCUGAAGGCUGGUUGGAACUGAACGUCACGGGAGCGCUGUCCACCUGGCUCAAUGCGCCUGCGGAUAACCAGGGAUUCUUUAUUACUCUGCAUCCGCAUUCGCAGCCUGAACGGAACGUCAAACCAGAAGAGAUAGGCUUAGAAGAGACCCACGGUGCAAACUCCGAAGGGAAACAGCCUUUCAUGGUUGCGUUCUUCAAGAAUGGACCUAAACUGGGUUCCGCGGAUACAGGAGCGCGAAGAAAACGCGAAGCGAGGAGAUGGCGUAACCACGGCUAUUCAGAAAAUUACCUGAGAAAUCCUCUAACUGAUACAUCACACUGGACGACACGGAGCUGCGAGAUACAGACGCUUUACGUCAGUUUCAAAGAUUUGGAGUGGCAGGAUUGGAUUAUCGCACCGGACGGCUACGGAGCAUUUUACUGCAGCGGAGAGUGCAACUUUCCCCUGAACGCGCACAAAAAUGCGACAAAUCAUGCGAUCGUGCAAACAUUGGUUCAUCUUCUAAAUCCUACUCAGGUACCCAAGCCGUCUUGUGCUCCAAUCAAGUUGUCUCCAAUUUCUGUUCUGUACUACACGGAUGACUCUAACGUGAUACUGCGCAAGUAUAAGAAUAUGGUGGUUAAAAGUUGUGGGUGUCAUUAGUUAACUGUGGUUUACUUUACUGGGUAAACGUGAAGUGUAUAUUCAAAUACAAACUACGCAAUUUGAAGUAGGUAUAUUUAAACUCAAACAUUAAAUAUGAUGAAUGUGAUAUUUCAAACAAAUUAUGUAUGUGUACGAACAAAGUACCUACUUAUAUAUUAUUAUGUUAGAUAAAACAUUCAAAAAUUAGUUUUGACGAAUGACGUUGGUCAAAAUACCAACAAAGAUGGUUGGUUGGAUGACUAAAAAUACCAACUAACAGUGGUUUAAAUCUGAAUCCCUCGGGUCUAUGAACAUAAAUGACUAUAACAGUAAUAAAAUAAUGUUGAAGCCAUGGAGCUAACAAAACUAUUAUUUAUAUAAUUCUAAUUGUGUAAUUGAAAUGUACUGAUUUAUCUAUUUAAGAUCUUACAAUUUGAACUAGUCGAAUACAUGAUCGAACAAAAUGUAUUCAUUAGGUAGCUAGGAUAGAUAUAGGUAGAUAGGAUAUUAUUAAAAUAAGUGCAAAUUUUUACCAAUAGGUACAGCUUUUCUAGAUUUUGUCUAUUCUGAGCACUAACCUCUACUAGUACAAGUACGCUGGACCUGAGAUUGCCGACUUGUUUUUGAAGAUAUUGGCGCUUCGUAUAUUGGCGCUUAUUUGCCAUAUUGGCGUUGAUAGCAGCAGUGAGUACAACUGAAAUAUUAUUAUUAACGUGGUUAACCAAUUCUGUGACCUGCGUUUAAUCUUACGUAGAUAUACAGUAGGUAUGUAAAAUGGUUACGUACUAUUGGAUGGAGGUCUUUUCUCAGGGAUUAUAAUAUAAUGGACGUGGAAUGAAAGUUUAAGUGAAAGACGUCCAUAAUAUUUUUGCUUUGACAUUACUCUACGAACUUUUUUUGUUUUAUGAAUUGAUUGUGUACGAAACGUUGCUAAUACAAACCAUUAAAUUGGGGAACGCCAUUCCGGUCGUCCGAAUAUUCUGCCAAGUAUAACUUCAAUACCUUCAACUUAUUAAGUUAUCAACUUAUUAGUUAGUUAUUAUUAGCAUAACUUAAAUACUUUCAAGAGUAAAUAGGCAUCUUUCAGUUUAAAUAGACCUCAUCAUUGCUUUUUAUUGGCAUGAUUGUCGCCAAGAGUAAUCUUACGACAUGAAAAAAAUACUAAUUUAAAUCACUGACGAAAGUGGAGUAGGAAAAUUGAAGUAUAUUACCUACGCUUAAGUUGUGUUCAUGUAAAUUAUUUUUCUCAUUUGCUUGAAAAAAGUUUAAAACCACUUUGGUGUUGCUUUCUUGUUCAUUUAGAUAUGAUAUGUAUUAUGUAGGUAUUUUUUUACAAGUCUUAGGUGUAAGAUUUUGUUAAUAAAGCCAUGCCAUUUGACUGAAAUGUUAACAAAUAAUAUUGACUUUCCCAUUUUUUACACUUAGGUACUUACGCGAUUAUAUCUAGAGAUUAAACAAAUGUAAUGUGCCAAUUUCGUAAUUAUAUACUUAGUUAUUUAAGAAUAAUAUUUUUAAUAAGAACAGGUCCAUAAAUCGUUUGAUCAUUAAACGUUUAAAUCGUAA
This is a messenger RNA of Maniola jurtina (meadow brown), 2949 nucleotides long. RefSeq names its product protein 60A (gene gbb). Gene Ontology annotation, molecular function: cytokine activity; growth factor activity. Gene Ontology annotation, biological process: SMAD protein signal transduction; BMP signaling pathway. The coding region runs from base 151 to 1404 and encodes 417 amino acids. NCBI's taxonomy places the organism in Eukaryota, Metazoa, Arthropoda, Insecta, Lepidoptera, Nymphalidae. The transcript has 7 exons. The record is from RefSeq and is a predicted model, not a curated record. Gene Ontology annotation, cellular component: extracellular region.